AUGCAACCAACUGGAAAAGUCAAGUACUACGUAAAGUGCUUCACACCGGAACCGUACCAUCUUGUAAGCACCCUUCACAUAAGGGAUGUUGACCCGAGUGACGUUGGAAGAUAUGAGUGUUUCGUUGACAAUGGCAUCGGUUCUCCUGUAGUGCGGUUAAUUGAUCUCAUUUAUCCCUUUGCCCCAAGAGUGUUGGAGAUAGGGCGGUGGUCACGGGCCGCACCGCCUCACGACCCGCCUGAGACAGCUUUUAAUCACACCCAUUUAAUGCCACUUGAUCCAAUGCCUCCCACCGCGGUGGUCUGUAUUGUCGCUGCGGAGCCUGCGCCCACUGUUGUGUGGUUUCGCGAACCAGCCAACCUAACUCUUGUUGAAGGUGGGCAAUUCAAGUCCUCCAUCACUCGUCUCCAUGCCGGUCGCUACCGGGCUCUCCUUACUAUUGAGUUCGUCCGACAAGUUGAUUUUGGCAGUUACUAUUGCCAGGCGAAAAACGACAUAGGGAUGGAUGUUGGGAAGGUGAUCCUGGGCCCAACCACAUCUCCCGAUCGACCCGGUAACCCUGUUUUGAUGAAGGCCACUUCCUCAUCUCUUACCGUCGGUUGGCAACAGGCUUUCAACGGAGGACCUCCUCAAACCUUCAUCGUAAGUAAAAUGGACUCUUCUGUUUUACGAUUUCACAGCAUUAAAAGUUCAGUGGUUUUAAAUUGUUUGAAUAAGUAG
Molecule: messenger RNA, 720 nt
Organism: Hydatigera taeniaeformis
Lineage: Eukaryota; Metazoa; Platyhelminthes; Cestoda; Cyclophyllidea; Taeniidae
Source: the annotation of a GenBank genome assembly